AUGAGGACUUCUACUACUCAUGUCUUAUCUUUGCUACUCUAUUUCUUAUUGAUUUAUCAAAUGGUUUCAUUGACUAAUAACAAGAAUGGUGUAAAUGGUUCAGUACAUGAUGAUUGUAACAUGAUAUGGAGAAUAGGAGCAAUCAUUGAUCCAAUAUCCAGGUUGGGUAAAGAGCAAAAGGUAGCUAUGGAAAUGGCAGUUCAUGACUUUAAUGGCCAAAAUUCCAAAUGUUCAGAGUUAGUUUUCAACUUUGCUUAUUAUUCCCAUGGGAGCUCAAGUCCUGCUGCUUCCAUUGCAACAUAUCUUGUCAACAAGAAGCAAGUGCAUGCCAUCCUUGGACCAUUGACACAACAAGAAGCUGUUCUAUUUUCUGAAUUUGAUGAAUCGUACAAAGGCAUCCCCAUUAUUUCUUUAAGCCCAACAGCCACAUAUUCUCCUCAACUAGUUUUACGGCAAGAACCACCUUCACUUGUCCAAAUGAGUGACGAUGUUAAGUCCCAAAUGCAAUGCAUUGCUGCAUUAAUUGGCCAUUUCAAGUGGCGAAAAGUGAUAGCUUUAUAUGAAAUUAGUAACAGCUUCUCCAAUAUGGAUUCUGGACUUAUCACUCACCUCUCAGAUUCACUUAAAGUUGUUGACUCCUCUGUUGAAUAUCACUUGGCUUUUCCUCCUUUAUUCUCUGUUUCAAAUUCCAGGUUAUUCAUUCAGAAAGAGCUGGAGAAGUUAAAAACCAAGAAUGUUAAAGUUUUUGUGGUGAUACAGUCUUCUUUAGACUUUGGUUUGGUUCUUUUUGAGGUGGCAACAGAAAUGGGAAUGAUGGGGAAAGAUUAUGUAUGGAUUAUUUCAGACAAUAUGGCAAGUUUUCUUGACUCCGUUGAACCUUCUGUUUUACUGAAUAUGCAAGGUGUAAUUGGAUUUAAGUCAAAUGUUAACGACAAAAGUGAGUCUUUUAGACAGUUUAAUGCCAAAUUCAGGAGAAUGUACAGAUCAGAAUAUCCUGAAGAAGAAGAAGGAAGCCCAAGUCCUAGCUUUUAUGCACUUAAGGCUUAUGAUGCAACUUGGGCAAUUGCUAAGGCCAUGAAAAAUUUAACAAAAGUAAAAAGCAGUUCAAGUGAACUAGUGAAAACCAUUUUGUUGAGUGAUUUUGAAGGUUUAAGUGGGAAAGUUAGUUUCAAGAAUGGUGUAAUAUUCCAAAAGCCAAACUUUAAGAUCAUUAACGUGUUUGGCAAAAGUUAUAGAGAAGUGUCAUUUUGGUCACCAGAGUUUGGUUUUUUUAAUGACCUUGUUGAAUACAAUGGGGUGAAGUUGAAAAUUGGAAAUGGUUUAGGAGGGGAUUUGGAGUCAAUUUUGUGGCCAGGUGGUAAGCAAACUGUUCCAAAAGGGUGGGCUAUAGGAGGCCUAGAAAAAACACUCAAGAUUGGUGUACCUGCAAAGGGUGCAUUUAAUCAGUUUGUGACAGUGGAUUUUAACCAAGAGAGGAAUGAGACUAUAAUUGGUGGAUUUUCAGUUCAUGUUUUUGAAGCAGUUGUGAGGCAACUUCCUUACUAUUUGCCCUAUGUGCUUGUUCCCUUUUAUGGUACUUAUGAUGAAAUGGUGGUAGGAGUUUCUAACAAGAAUCUGGAUGCAGCAGUAGGUGAUACAGAAAUAAUGGCUGAUCGCUAUGAGUAUGCAGAAUUUUCACAACCCUAUAUUGACUCUGGACUGGUCAUGAUUGUGACUGAAAGACCAAUACUCAAAAAACCACAUUUUACUGUUAUAAAGGCAUUCAAGUUGAAGUUGUGGAUUCUGCUGGCAGUGAUGAGCAUGUCUACAGGGGUUGUCAUCUGGUUAAAUGAAUACGUAAAUAACAACCCUGACUUCAGUGGUUCUUUUCCUCAGCUUAUUGGAUCCAUGCUCUGGUUUUCAGUCACUGUUCUCUCUUUUUCCCAAAGAGAAUUGAUCAAAAGCAACCUAUCUCGACUUGUGCUAACAACAUGGUUAUGUGUAGUUGUGGUUGUCACAGCUUGCUUUACAGCAGUCCUUUCUUCUAUAAUGACAGUUCCUAGGCUGGAACCUUCUAUACUAGAUGUUGAUUAUCUUAUAAGGACCAAUGCUGCAGUUGGUUGCAAUGGCAAUUCAUUUAUUGUUCGUUAUCUGGUGAAUUCUUUGCAUUUGAAGCCUGAGAAUAUCAAGAAAAUCAGUUCAAUCAGUGACUAUCCUAAAGCUUUUGAAAAGGGAGAAAUUUCUGCUGCUUUCUUUGUAGCUCCACAUGCCAAAGUUUUCCUUUCAAAAUACUGCAAAGGUUACACCAAGUCUGGAUCUGUCUUUAAACUUGGUGGAUUUGGUUUUGUCUUUCCAAAGGGUUCUCCCUUAGCAGUUGAUAUCUCAGAAGCUGUUCUUAAAGUUUCACAGAGUGGAGAGAUAAAUCAAUUAGAAGAACAAAUGCUUAUUUCUUCAAAUUGCUCUUCUUCAUCAGCUAAGGAACAGGAUCCUGGAUUAGGACCCGAGUUGUUCUCAGGCCCAUUACUGAUUUCAGGUGUUAUUUGUGGAAUUGUACUUUUGAUCUCAAUCGCUCGUUUAGUCAGAAGACACUGGCUAAAUUUAAGCUCUACACUUGCAAAUUAUGCAAAUGUGGUUUACAUAUGGGCUUCUCUGGUUUUUACUCAGUGUUAUACAAUACUAGGAUUAAGAUUCUUUAAAGAUAGUAGCACUGUGAUUGAUCAAAGAUCAAACAAUCAACAGAAUGGUGAAAUCACAGAGGUAUUCUAAUGUGCCAAACACUGGAUUAGUAACAACAGCAAUUCACAAUUGCUAGUUGUCUACUUGUCUAAUAAAGUAAUCUUGUAAAUAUAUGAUUUUAGAGGCUCUAUUUUUCUAAUAUUUCAUUUAUUUGGAGUGAAAGGAGG
This is a messenger RNA of Nicotiana tabacum (common tobacco), 2882 nucleotides long. Its product is annotated as glutamate receptor 2.9-like. Lineage: Eukaryota; Viridiplantae; Streptophyta; Magnoliopsida; Solanales; Solanaceae. Gene Ontology annotation, molecular function: ligand-gated monoatomic ion channel activity. The record is from RefSeq and is a predicted model, not a curated record. Gene Ontology annotation, cellular component: membrane.